CUAGCCUAUUCUUGUCAAUAUCGUUGAGGAGAGCAUGAGCACCGAGGUAUCAUGGUACGUUCGCCUUCUGUGCUAAUGCUUGCCCAUAUUAGUAUCCAGGCUCAAGUCAAGGAUCCCUGACCCGCAUAUUGAUAGUCCCGUGGCUUGCGGUCACUUUCUUGUUUACUUGACCUCGGUGCAUAAUUGGCGGGGACGGGCCCUACAAGGGGAGCUCUCUUCGUUCUCACCUCGACACCAUCAACACCUCAAUAAUAAUGGCAUCGCUCCUCAACUCGGUCAGGGUCGGCCUUCGCGCUGGCCUUACAACCGAAUGCCGCUCCUUUGUCACAGCCGCCACACAGCCUGCUACCUGGACUAGCAAGUCAUUGAGGUCAGGAGUUAUCGCAAGAAAGAAAGGCAUGACCGCCAUGUGGGACGAGUGGGGUGUGAGGAUACCCGUCACUGUUCUCCAGCUGGAGCAAUGUCAAGUUGUCCAGGUCUUGAACGAGGAGGCACACGGAUAUACUGCUCUUCAGAUCGGCAGUUCGGAUCGCUCGGAAACGAAUGUCACCAAGCCCAUGUUGGGUCACUUUGAGAAGGCUGGCGUCCAGCCCAAGCGCAAGUUGUUUGAGUUCCGUGUCACGCCUGAUGCGGUCUUGCCCGUCGGUACUGAACUAGUUGCCUCUCACUUUGUUCCCGGUCAAUAUGUCGACUGCUCUGCACCGACUAUGGGCAAGGGAUUCCAAGGAGCCAUGAAGAGACACGGGUUCGGAGGUCAGCCAGCAUCACACGGUACCUCGGUUACUCACAGAUCGCUUGGUUCAACGGGUCAGCGCAAGGACCCCGGCAAGGUCUUCAAGGGCAAGAAGAUGGCAGGACGCAUGGGAGGCGAGCAGGCGACUGUCCAGAGCUUGAAGGUCAUGAAAGUCGACAACGACCUGAACCUGAUCUACGUCAAGGGCUGUGUCCCCGGUGUGGAUGAGCAGUUUGUGAAGGUCCAGGAUGCGGUCAAGAAGCGUGGAGAUAAAAUCGCACCAGCUGAUGUCUUGCCUCUGCCGUUCCCCACAGCUGAUCCUAAGCUGGUCAAGGCUAUGCCAAGAGAAUUGGUGGCCAAGACCGGUGGAUCGGAUCCGUAUGUCAUGCAGGAGUAAGGAUUAAGGAACGGGUUCAUGAAGUUGGAGAAGAACAAUAGAUCUAGCUUUGCCAUCAUCAUCUUUUUACAUACAUUUACCAAUAAAUACAGCAAACAGACAGAACUUAU
Molecule: messenger RNA, 1240 nt
Organism: Gamsiella multidivaricata
Lineage: Eukaryota; Fungi; Mortierellomycota; Mortierellomycetes; Mortierellales; Mortierellaceae
Product: translation protein
Exons: 4
Coding region: 255-1130 (291 amino acids)
Biological process (GO): translation
Cellular component (GO): ribosome; mitochondrial large ribosomal subunit
Molecular function (GO): structural constituent of ribosome
Source: RefSeq, a predicted model, not a curated record